Fonsecaea erecta is the source of this 765-nucleotide messenger RNA. RefSeq lists its product as hypothetical. The transcript has 2 exons. Lineage: Eukaryota; Fungi; Ascomycota; Eurotiomycetes; Chaetothyriales; Herpotrichiellaceae. The record is from RefSeq and is a predicted model, not a curated record. The coding region runs from base 1 to 765 and encodes 254 amino acids.
AUGUAUGGCGCUAUAAGACUCAUCAGUGAGUUCUUCAAGCCUCAUGUCAAGAGCACAAUCCCGGCCAAACGAUCGUCUCUCUCGAUCGAAGAAGAGCCACAGGAGGUAGCACACUCGCGCAGAGAUGGCUCAGACACAACCACUCAAAAAGCGGCAAAGAAGACUACCGAUGGAUGUCUAAUAGAGGCGCCUUCUUCCUCCGUGCCAUCGCCCCGGUGGAUCCGGACAACUCCUCCUUCGACGGACAAAAAAGCUCCCAUACUGGGUGCACAUACCCAAGAGGAUGAAACCUGGAGGAAUCAGGGCAAUUAUAUCUCCUUCAGCGAUCUGUCCAGUUUGUCGCGCUCCGUCGUCAAGGACGGCGAAUUGAUCGAGAUCCUUACCUCCGAUUCCGAUGAUGAGGGCUCAUCGGGGUCACUCGGGGAUUUAUCGUGGAGGGACAGGGAUUCGGGACUUCAGAGUAUUCCAAAGUCGUCUACCUUCAAGAAGGAGACCAAGGUCAAGGCCGAGCACUCGUGGAAGGCCCUUGUCUUUAUGGCGAACAAAAUGUUCAACACCCAGUACGACUUCGUGGGCAUAGACAGAAUAAAGGCUCUGGGUCAGCGGGCAAAGGAGCUCCAUUCCGACAUCAGCACAUUGACGGCCGAUCAUUUCAGCGACGAAGAAAGGGAGAGCAGUAAUGCUAUCGAGGUAGAGUGUUGUCAAGGAUGCCUUAUUGAAGACAGGCAGUACUCAGCGAUAGAUACAGAAGGUCCGCAAAAGUGA